CCAAGGGCUGCUGGGGUGCCCAGUGCCAGCACCAGACGGGCACCCUGGGGGAGCGGCAGUGCUGCCGGUGGGGUGCUGGUGGUGCCAUGGAUGGUCGGGGUGGGCAGGGUGCGGGUCCCCUCCUCAUCGUCACCCCACCCACCCUGCCCAGUGACGGCAGCUGGUAAAGCUGGACUUUGAGCCACUUAUCGGGUGGCAAAGGUGCCAGGAGGUGAGUGGAGUUGCUGGAAGAGGAGGUGCUGCUCGGAGGAGUGGGGUGGGUCUACACCUGGCUGCUCCCCCCCAUGGUACUCCCCUGCUAGGGGCACUUGGCACUGGGUGCAGCCCCCCCAAACCCUCAGGCAGACCCUGCAGGUGCUGCCCCACUGGCUGCUGGCCCCUGCACAGCGUGGGAAUAGGGGUGCCGGGGUGGACCCCUCAGUGCUCUGGGGGUGUGUGAAAGGCCCUUUGUGCCUCCCGCUGUGGUGCCAGGACAGUAGCAUGCAGCAGCUCCCUGCCCCCCCCACCCCAGCCCUGCCGCAGGGCUUGGCAUUGCCACAAGUGCCAGCACCCUUCGCCUGGCCCCACGUUAAUAAUCCACCCGCACACACCACUACUGCCACCAGCCCCCAGCAGCUGCCCCGGUGAGCUGCGCCUGACAGCGGUGGCAGUGGCAGCAGAGCUGGGGGUCCUUGGCACCGGCGGCUCAGGGGGCUGGCAGCUCCCUGCUCUUUGCCCCACCCCUCCAUCCCAGCACCCAGAUAAGAGUGGCUGCCGGCAGCACCCGUUUCGUGACGCACAGUGUGGGUGGGAGAGCUGGCCGGGACCAUGGCUGUGGUGACAGUGAACCUCCGCACUGUGACCUCCCGGGUGGGCAUUGCCCGACUCUUUGCUGUUGUGCUGUCCUGCAUUGCCUUCAGCUUGGUGGCUUCCACAAGGCAUUUCCAGAGUCACUAUGGGACGUGGUGCAUGUUCACCUGGUGCUUCUGCUUUGCUGUGACACUGCUGGUGCUGGUGCUGGAGCUGCUGGGACUCUACCCCAGGCUACCACUCUCCUGGGACGACUUCACCUCGGCUUUCUCCGUGCUGGCGGCAUUGAUGGUCUUCACCACCUCGGUGGUCUUCCCCUCCACCUUCAUCAGCAGCCCCUGCAACAACAGCACGUGUGCCCUGCAGGCUGUGGCCACCGUUGCCUCCUGCCUCUGCUUCCUUGCCUACGCCCUCGAGGUGGGACUCACCCGCACCAAGCCAGGGGACAUCAGCAGUUUCCUCUCCACCGUGCCUGGGCUCCUCAAGGUAUUUGAAGCCUAUGUGGCCUGCCUCAUCUUCUCCUUGCUGGAUAUGUCCAUGCUGGCUACCCAUGAUACAAAAGCUGGCCUGCAGUGGUGCGUGGCCGUCUACUCCAUCUGUUUCAUCAUCACCCUCAUCAUCAUCAUCUUCACCAUUGGCCGGUGCCUCGCCUACAUGCCCUGCCCGCUGGAGAAGAUGCUGGUGGGCUACAAUGCCCUGGCCCUGGUGAUGUACAUCACCGCCACCGUCCUCUGGCCCCUCUACAGCUUCAGGCAGACAUCUCGCCCCAACCUCUGCGGCACAGACUGCUGGUGGGACAAGCACCUGGGGGUCACCUUCCUCACCAUCUUCAACCUCAUCGCCUACUUGGUGGACCUGGUCUACUCCACCAGGAUGGUCUUCAUCAGGGCACCUCCCUAAGGGCUCUGGGUGACCCUAGUGGGGUAAGGGGUGGUGGGACGCAGCUGGAUGCUGGUGUCGGUGUGGGGCUGCCAGUGGAGCUGAGGAAGAGGCCAGAUGCCUCGGAAAGCUCCUUCUCCCCAUGCCGGAGCACAGAGCUGCAGGGCGCUCCAGGAGGUGUGCUCAGGCCUGUGCCCCACAGGCUGCUUGGCAUGGGGGCUGGGCUGGGGGGGAACAGGGUGCUCCCGAAACCCUGGAGAUGGGGAGGGAGGGGCG
This is a messenger RNA of Phalacrocorax carbo (great cormorant), 1944 nucleotides long. NCBI's taxonomy places the organism in Eukaryota, Metazoa, Chordata, Aves, Suliformes, Phalacrocoracidae. The record is from RefSeq and is a predicted model, not a curated record.